AUGAAUUGGGAGGCUCUCGGAAGUGUCGAGAAAGAUUGUCGCCGACUCGCCGCUCUUGAUGUUACCAUCUUCUCUAUUGCUCAACAGACACAGUACACAGUAGUAAUGGCGCACCGCAUAGUAACCCAAGUCUUCGUAACAGGCGCCCGCGUCUUCGGCCGCGCCGUCAGCGAAGCAUACCGCCACGCCUCUGCGUCACAAAAGUACCAAGCCGCAACCGGAAUCAAGGGAGGCACCGGUGGAGCUGGCUUGACUUUGGACGAAGCCUGCAAGAUCUUGAACGUCGGACCUCCCAAGGGCGGCAAGGCCAACAUGGAACAAGUGACGGAGCGCUUUAAGAAACUCUUCGACCAAAACGACCCCAAGAAGGGAGGCAGUUUCUACCUGCAGAGCAAGGUGUUGCGAGCAAGAGAAAGGAUUGACAUGGAAGUGCGUGAGGCGGCGAGGGCAGCAGAGAGGGAAGCAGAACUGCAAGAAGGAUGGAAGCCAAAGGUUUACAAAGACCGAUAG
Messenger RNA from Aureobasidium vineae, 510 nucleotides. The record is from the annotation of a GenBank genome assembly. NCBI's taxonomy places the organism in Eukaryota, Fungi, Ascomycota, Dothideomycetes, Dothideales, Saccotheciaceae.